CCUGCUGGGUGUACCAAGAUGGCGGAUGCGGAGAUCCACAAUGGGACACGUGGGGAUUUUAACUCCACGCUGUUUACCACCCUGGCAAUUACAACGAAGCUGGUGUUACCCACGCCUGCCAAACCCAUUAUCCCCGUACAGACUGGGGUGCAGGCCCAGCAAGAGGAACAAUCCAGUGGAAUGUCCAUAUUCUUUAGCCUCUUAGUGUUAGCUAUUUGCAUCAUCUUGGUGCAUCUGCUUAUAAAGUACAGACUCCACUUCAUGCCGGAAAGCGUUGCUGUUGUGUCAUUAGGCAUUCUAAUGGGAGCCGUGAUAAAGAUCAUCGAGUCUCAAAAACUAGCAAAUUGGAAGGAGGAAGAAAUGUUUCGCCCAAAUAUGUUUUUUCUUCUCUUGCUUCCUCCCAUAAUAUUUGAGUCUGGUUAUUCCCUACACAAGGGUAACUUCUUCCAGAAUAUCGGCUCCAUAACCCUGUUUGCCGUGUUCGGUACGACCAUAUCGGCCUUCAUCGUAGGAGGGGGCAUUUUUUUCCUAGGCCAGGCUGACGUCAUUUACAAGCUUACCAUGACGGACAGCUUCGCGUUUGGCUCUUUAAUAUCGGCCGUGGACCCGGUAGCCACCAUUGCCAUCUUUAACGCGCUCAACGUGGAUCCUGUUCUUAACAUGUUGGUGUUUGGAGAAAGCAUUUUGAAUGACGCGGUCUCCAUUGUUCUGACCAACACGGCAGAAGGUUUGACCAGAGGGGGGGAUAUGUCUGACGUGAACGGCUGGAAGACCUUCGCGCAGGCUUUGGGGUACUUCCUGAAGAUGUUCUUUGGUUCUGCAGCCCUGGGAACUCUGACCGGCCUGAUUUCUGCUCUGGUCUUGAAGCAUCUGGAUUUGAGGAAGACGCCCUCGUUGGAGUUCGGAAUGAUGAUAAUCUUUGCUUAUCUUCCAUACGGGUUAUCGGAGGGGAUCUCGCUAUCAGGUAUCAUGGCCAUACUGUUCGCCGGCAUCGUCAUGUCCCAUUACACGCAUCACAACCUGUCUCCGGUUACACAAAUACUGAUGCAACAAACUCUACGAACCGUUGCCUUCCUGUGCGAAACCUGCGUUUUCGCAUUUCUUGGUCUCUCGAUAUUUAGUUUUCCCCACAAGUUCGAAAUGUCCUUCGUGAUCUGGUGCAUUGUGCUGGUGCUGCUGGCGAGAGCUGUGAACAUUUUCCCCCUUUCCUACCUGCUCAACUUCUUCCGGGAUCACAAGAUCACCCCGAAAAUGAUGUUCAUCAUGUGGUUCAGCGGUCUGCGGGGAGCCAUUCCGUACGCCCUCAGCCUUCACUUGGAGCUGGAGCCGAUGGAAAAGCGUCAGCUCAUAGGCACGACCACCAUCAUCAUCGUGCUUUUCACCAUCUUACUGAUGGGCGGGGGCACCAUGCCGCUCAUCCGGCUCAUCGACAUCGAGGACUCCAAAGCGCGCAGGAGGAGUAAGAAGGACGUGAACCUCAGCAAGACCGAAAAAAUGGGCAACACUAUUGAAUCAGAACAUUUAUCAGAACUGACAGAAGAGGAGUAUGAAGCUCAGUUCAUCAAACAGCACGACCUCAAGGGUUUCAUGUGGUUAGAUGCCAAAUAUCUAAAUCCAUUCUUCACCAGGAGGCUCACCCAAGAGGACCUUCAUCAUGGCCGGAUACAGAUGAAAAGCCUGACAAACAAAUGGUACGAAGAAGUGCGUCAGGGACCUUCUGGAUCUGAAGAUGAUGACCAGGAGCUGCUCUAGAGAAAGGCCAAGGAAACCCCUUCAUCAUUCUGAGGACCCUCCUCUCACCAGCAGGACACCCGUGGGGGACACCGGAGGCGCAUGCGGCACGGCGGCGAGCCCAUUUUACUUACCUUUGUUCACUUGUGAUAAAAAAUG
Messenger RNA from Spea bombifrons (plains spadefoot toad), 1890 nucleotides. It is a transcript of the gene SLC9A8, whose product is annotated as solute carrier family 9 member A8. The transcript is spliced from 16 exons. Gene Ontology annotation, biological process: proton transmembrane transport; sodium ion transport; regulation of pH. The record is from RefSeq and is a predicted model, not a curated record. Gene Ontology annotation, molecular function: sodium:proton antiporter activity. Bases 19 to 1752 code for a protein of 577 amino acids. Lineage: Eukaryota; Metazoa; Chordata; Amphibia; Anura; Pelobatidae. Gene Ontology annotation, cellular component: membrane; Golgi apparatus.